Schistosoma mattheei is the source of this 3462-nucleotide messenger RNA. Lineage: Eukaryota; Metazoa; Platyhelminthes; Trematoda; Strigeidida; Schistosomatidae. The record is from the annotation of a GenBank genome assembly.
AUGGGUGAUUUUUAUAUGUAUGAUGCUAAACAAUUAUCAAAUAAUGACCUACCCACAACAAUAACAACGAAAACUACUACAAAUAAUAUUAUAUCAGGGGAUUUGGGGGGUACACUUGGUCCAUCACCAAUACACGGGGAUCUAUGGAUUAUGAACAGUUUUAUGCCCAAGUUCUCAGAUAAAAAUAUAGUCGUAGAAAAUUUAUGUACUAGUGGAAAUAUACAUGACAUAGUUACACUUGGUGGUCCUUAUAUACAAAGCAAUUCAUUAAUGGAUAUUUCUACUAUUUGCCUAGAUGAGCAAAAUGUCAUAUGCGUCAGAAAUGGAGCAUUGAUGUAUAAUAUUCCGAUAAAGGAUACACAACUGCGGCUUAUAUACCGUUCCGAUCGCACUUCCGGCUACAAACCUGGUAUAUCUAUUCAUUUGUUAGCAUCAAAUCGCGCUCCACCUUUGAAUUUGAAAGAAAUUCACUUAGUAAUUGAUAUUGCUGGUCAACGUCACGUAAAGCUCUUAGAACCUGAACCUGGCUUACUAAACACUUUCUACUGGAAUAAAACGGAUGGUUACAAUCGCUCUGUUUAUGGUUUAGCUGAAGCUAAAGUAUCUGUUGGUUAUGUAUACACGAACUGUCCACGUAUUUUCUGGGAAUAUCGAGUUGUCCAACUACCCGGAAGCGAACUAAUCAGUUCAGAUUUAGCUAAUUGGAAUUUAAAUAUUUUACAUACGUAUGCGGUUAGCCAUGGGAUUAUUUAUCGCGGUGAUGGCUCACAUUUCUACUUGAAACAAACAGACUGGCAUAUUAGUGCAGUCAUUGGACUAGCUGAACAACGUCGACCGCCAAACGACUGUAGUCAAUGUUCAAUUAAUGAUAAACCAACUCGACAAUUAUCUCUACGUAACCCAUACUGUUUACUAACUGAUUCAGUUGGCAAUCUUUUAAUUGGAGAUGGGGGAUUUUUACGUUGGUUAAAUUCAACUAAAUCAGCCGAGGAGUACAAGUCUUCAUCAGUGUUAUCGUCUUCCUCCCAAUCCUCACUAUCUUUUAGGGCACCACUGAUAAGAUCAGAUUCACUAAACAGUCCAUUUCAAGAACAAUUGAAACGUAAUGAUCGUAGAAGAUGGGCAACAAUAAUUGAUUACAAGCUUGACUUUCUUCAAUCUAAUUUUGAUGAAGAUCAGUUAACAAACUAUUUCAUAACUGUUCAUCCAAAUUAUAUAUAUCGUACAAACGAUUACACUAUGGUAACAUUAUUAGGGAACAGUGGAAAUGUUGGUGGAGCAGACCUUUCAAAUGGAUUAUUCCUGUCACACACGAAUAGUAAAAGCAUAUGGUGGCUAAAAACUACACCAAAUUUAUCAGCACACUUACUUAUUGGAGGAAAUUGUCAAUUGCCAAGCUCUAAAUCUAACAUUAAUUCUGAAUCAUCGUCCUCAACUGCAUUCAACUACCAAGAGUUCUGUAUUAAACAGAAUUUGAAAUCCCCUAAAGGAAUUGUCGCUACACAAACGGAAUUGUAUUUUAUCGAUUCUCAAUCUAUUUGGUCAUUGUCGUUACGGCAAACUGGUUCUAGUACGAUCCCAUUUUCCCGACUUGUAAUUGGAAGUGAUCCAAAUUAUUCAUCAAAUCCAAAGUCACUUAACACAACUACCUCAGGGACCAGUACUCCAAAAACAACUCCAUCUUCAUCGAUACCACCUUGUGACCGAUCUGUCCCAGGAAAUCAGAUGUUGUUAAAUAAUCCUGAACACUUGGCAUUUAGCACCUUAGAGCAAACAUUAUACUUCUCUGAUAACGGCCAUGUUUAUCGUUACCAUUUAGUCAAUCAAAUGGUAUCGUUAGCAGCUGGACGCCUUAAAGGCUGUCCUAUUAAAACAGAUGAUUGGAGUUUUGCUCCACUGGCAACACAAGUUGAAUUAGGUGAUAUUCGUGGUCUCAGUGUAUCACCUCAAGGUGAUUUGUUUAUCGCGGGACCUCAGCAUAUAUGGAUCCGUCGGUCGAAUGAUAAUCGCUUGUAUCCUAUUACUGGAAUUCAUCCUAGUCAACCUAGACAGUUCAAGGGAGGUGUGAAUAAUUCAAAGAAACGUCAUUCUAGCACUGAUGAAAGUGUUAUAGAUUUAGGAUUAGUCAAUGAGUUUUCAUUUAACAGUAUUAGCAGUAUAACUGUCAGUUUAUUUGGUGAACUAUUUGUAGCCGAUAAUUCACAUAACAGAGUAUAUCGUAUACAUUAUCAAUUGCCGGAAAAGUCUGAAACAGGCAACACAUAUCGUAUACUAUACUCACAAACAGAUGAAAUCGAUUCAUUCGGUUCUUAUGGCCAAUUGAUUUCAACUGAGAGUGCAACUACUCAAAUGAUAUCACAUAGACUGGAUUAUCGUAAUAAUGAAAUAAGCGGUUGGCUUUCACAAAUUCGUGGUGACGAUCAUAAUAUUAAAUUAAGUAUACAUCGUGAUACACAUGGAAAUCUUUUACGCCUUCAAACCCCAACAGGUCAUCUGUACAAUGUAACACUGGAGCCUGGUUCUGGACAACGCAUUAGUACUCUUGUUGAUCCAGUUAACGGAGGUCUUUGGAAAUUUCUUUAUUCAUCAGACGGUCUCUUAACUUAUUUAAAAAAUCCACAGGAUUCAAGUUAUACACAAUUUCACUAUGCUCCUGAAUCAGGUCGUUUGCUACAAAUUACAUAUCCGAACGCUAAAUCGAUUGAUGUAGCUCGUAUUGUCAGGAGUCAAAUCCCUGUGAAUAUGAGAUUUCAUACUUUGGAUGAAGUUUCGAAUCAAGAUAAUACACCUAAAAGUGAUUCAACAAAUACUCCUGAUCAGUUGUCCACAGUAAUCAUGAUACAAACUACGGAUUCGAAUAAACAUGAGAUGGAAAUCGACUAUGGCGAUUCAAAUAAUCUUUGGAAAGUUCUUCUAGCGCAAGUUUAUCAAAUUCGAAAGGAUUUAUACGCACCAGUACAAUUGGUUCGACAAAUCACGAUACCUGGUAAUAGUAUAAGAAAUGCAAUUGAACAUACAAAUGUAUGGACAUAUCAUUUGAAUGAUCAAAGUAAUCCAAGAAUACUUGAUACUCAUACUUCAAUAGGUGGUGGAGGAUAUUCAGAUUUUGGCGUAAAUUUUGAUAAGAAGUCACAACCAUAUCACUUUUUUAAGAAUCAUUUUCGACGUAGUAUUUCGGCACAGAAUUAUCUAUCUGGAUCAGAUUUACAUCGUUCAAAACGUCAAAUGUCCCAUCCUUUUUCUAAGAGAUUUACUGCUCGGUCUAUUUUUAAUUAUAAUGAUAAGAAUUACAAUAAUCUUGGUGAAGAAGUAGACUGGCAUUAUCAGAAGACCCUGACAGUGAACGGCCAAAAUCUGCUCAAUGUUAAUUUUAACUGGGCACUACAAUUAGAAACUUAUCAACACGCUUCAACUGGACACAUUCUUUUGCAAGUCGUGUAUAAUGCAAUUUUCAACCGAUGA